This is a messenger RNA of Hibiscus syriacus, 510 nucleotides long. Its product is annotated as probable E3 ubiquitin-protein ligase XERICO. Bases 47 to 472 code for a protein of 141 amino acids. NCBI's taxonomy places the organism in Eukaryota, Viridiplantae, Streptophyta, Magnoliopsida, Malvales, Malvaceae. Gene Ontology annotation, molecular function: zinc ion binding. The transcript is spliced from 4 exons. The record is from RefSeq and is a predicted model, not a curated record.
AAUUUAUUUAACUUAUUUGCUUUGGUGGGACAAAGAACACAACACCAUGGGGUUGUCGAAUUUCCCUAGCUCAGCCGAAGGUGUACUUCCGGUGCUGGUAGUGAACACGGUUCUCUCGGUGGCUCUGCUGAAAAACAUGGCCAGAUCUUUACUCCAAGUCCUGGGUUCAUAUUCUUCCUCGAAUUUAGAUAUCGAGGAUGGGAACCAAGUAGAAGAGACGAUGAACAAUGCAAAGGAGAGGAGGAUAUCAAUAACCCAGUUCAAGUCCUUGUGCCACGACCGGUGCUCGCCGUCGUCGUCACGUGAAGGUUCGGUACCUGAAAGUGAGGCUUGCUGUGUGUGUUUGACUGGUUUCGAAGCAGACGAGGAGGUGAGUGAGUUGUCCUGCAAACAUUUCUUCCACAAAAGUUGCUUGGAGAAAUGGUUCGGGAACAAGCACAGUACAUGCCCUCUCUGUCGAUCUGUUGACUAGAAUUUCAUGGAAUUUGUCAUUUUUAGAUCAGAAUUAGU